Molecule: messenger RNA, 1341 nt
Organism: Gastrolobium bilobum
Lineage: Eukaryota; Viridiplantae; Streptophyta; Magnoliopsida; Fabales; Fabaceae
Exons: 5
Coding region: 96-1148 (350 amino acids)
Source: RefSeq, a predicted model, not a curated record
UUUUUUUUUCUUUUAAGGUGAAAUCUCAACUUCAAUUUGAAUUUGAAUUUGAAUUUGAAUUUGGUGCGAAGGAGGAAGGUGAGUGUUACAUAUGUAUGGCGGCCCCCAACAACAAUACGACGGCGAAGACAGGAACCCCGAUAACAGCUGUUGUUGUUGCGCCCAAAUCACAACGCGGCCAUAACAAGCCAAAGUGCAAGCAGUGCGGCAAUGUUGCUCGUUCUAGGUGUCCGUAUGAAUCUUGCAAGAGUUGCUGUUCGAGAAAUCAAAAUCCAUGUCAUAUUCAUGUGUUAAAAGCUAGUUCAAUUUUUCCAGACAAGGCACCAUCUUCUGGGGCUGCCCCACUUGACCACCAAUCCUUAGAACCUCAAUCAACAACUGCAGGUAGAGUUGCAUCACUUCGACAACUUUCCAAUAGUUUUGCUCAGUUCAAUAAUUUGCACAUUUCACUUCGUUCAAAGAAGCCUCUAACUAGAAAGGAUGCUGCAGCUAUCAAUGAAUGGAGAUUUUCCAAGUUAAAGGAAUACAAGGAGCGAAGUAUUGAAGUGGAAAAUGAAGCUUUUGACCGGUACAUGCAGAACGUAGAUUUAUUAGAAGAAGUAUUAUCUGUGAAGACUUCGGAUGAAAAUGUGUCCUCUGCGUCGGAGUCUAAUCCUACUACAGAGAACAAUGAGAUAAUGAUGUUGCAGCUUAGAUCAAACACAUCGAGAAGUGAUGGUGUGAGAAUGCAAAUACAACAAAUUGUAGAUGCAGGCUUAAAGAAACUUCAGAAGCGUGCUGUAGAUGGUGACAUCGACGAAUCACUUGAUGAAGAAGCUAAUGAAGCUUCAAAAAGGGGAAAGAGAACCGAAAGGUUAUCAGCUAUAAGCGAUCUUAUGGAUAAAAUUAAUAAAGCACGAAGUGAGGAGGAUUUGAAGUCAUGCGAGGAGAUGAAGUUCCAACUCUUCAAUUCGGACGAAGGCUCUGGCAUGAUAGAACCUAAAGACAAUGAAAUGCAUAAUAAUCAAACUGCUGAAAGUGAUGUGGAACCAGCAAAAGAAUUGGAUUAUUCUUUACCAAAAUUGAUUGGGACCACUGAAAUUGAUCAAGAAACUCUAAAAACUGUAGACAAACACUUUUCUUCCCUUGAGCAUGUAGAAGAGUUAUGAGGCUGGAUUUCUUAAUAAUUGAGAUUUAGCUUCUGGAGAGAAACAGAAAUCUGAAUGUUGUACUGUUCAAGGAAAAUGCUAGUUAAUCAGAAUUAGGUAGUGAAAUGGAAAAUGUUUUAAAAACCGGACUAGACCUGCUAGUUUAAGUGGACUGUGAAUCGGUUAUAUUUUAGUUUGAAUAUUAUUCAGUCUA